Molecule: messenger RNA, 1504 nt
Organism: Spinacia oleracea (spinach)
Lineage: Eukaryota; Viridiplantae; Streptophyta; Magnoliopsida; Caryophyllales; Amaranthaceae
Exons: 7
Coding region: 315-1061 (248 amino acids)
Source: RefSeq, a predicted model, not a curated record
UCCAUGUGAUCCGCAUCUCUUCUCCUUCGAUACUCCGUACUAUUUAACCACCAAUUAUUAAGCUUUUUUUCCUCCAAACAAUUUUAACAAGUACAUAAAUUAAUAAAUUCGAAUCAGAGUUUCUUUCUUCAUUCUAGCUUCUUCUCAAGCUUCUGGGUUGCGGAUUUAGCUAGCUGUUGUCCUUCUUACUCAGAAAAGCUAGUUAUAAGCUCGGCUUGCAACUGACAACAAAAUUUCCUGUGGCAACGAGUCUUUUGACUGCUGGCUGUAAGUUACUGUGGGUUGGCAGUUCAUGAUUAACAACUAAGCAGGAGAUGGGUCCCCAGAGUGCAUUGAAUUCAAGUAGAGCGUUAGAAGGUGUCCAUGGAGUGCAGGUGGUGCCACAUGCUCCAUUUAUUGUUGAAGAGGUCACUCAACUUGGGGACCAAAGGCCAACUUGUGAAGAUUCAAAAACUAGAAUUAGUCGACAUGUAUUAAUGCAACGUGUGCAGGAGCAAAUAGCUAUACGUUUAAGACCUGUCCACUGCUCCCAUACCGGUGAUCAAAAUCUUGCUGAAACAGUUGCUAAUGUUGUAACUUCCCUCCCAUUUAUUGCGCUUGGAGCCCAUGCACCUAGGAAAAGUUUGAAUUCCAAAUUGUAUGCAAAUUCUCUGAUUGGAGUUGGAGUUGCCUCUAGCAUGUAUCAUUGUUCCAGGGGCAGGAUCAGGAAGUUCUUGAGAUGGGUUGAUUAUGCUAUGAUAGCAACUGCGACUGUGUGUCUUUCAAGAGCACUUAGGAGCGAACAUCCGAAACUUCUGAUGGCUGCAUCUGCUGUGUGUCUACCCUUCCAACCACUCAUGGUUUCAGUUGUUCAUACUGGUUUGAUGGAGGUGGCAUUUGCUCAAAGGGCAAUCAAAGAUCCAGAGUUAAGAAUGGCUCAUAAUGUCCACAAGGCAUGUUCAUUGUUGGGCGGCGUGUUAUUUGUUGCUGAUGAUGUUUUCCCAGAAACUCCAUAUCUUCAUGCGGCUUGGCAUCUUGCUGCAGCUGUUGGAGCUGGCACGUGCAACAAGCUUCUUGAGUAGUGCAGGUUUAUACACAUCACACAUUUUUUUGAAGCUUUUACCUAUUCUUUUUGGUGAAGCCUAGAGGGUGGAAAAAAAAUCUAGGAGUAUUGUAUAAAAUUAUUGAAUUGGAUCUUGUAAAUAGUUAUGUAGACUGUAGCAUCGUAUGAUGGGGGGGGGGGGGGGGGGGGGUGAUGAGGGUGGAACAAGAAUGUAGUGGAGUGCAUAUGCAAUGGCAGCUAUUGCUGCCUUAGGAACUCAAUAUGAGAUUCUUUGAAAUCUUAUGUUCGGUACGGCAUCCGAGAUCAAUUAAUCAAUCUCCAAAUGGAGUGAAUUGCAGUGUCUCCUAGAACAGUUUCUAACGUAAAAUCAAAUUCAAGGGACUAAUGUUAGAUGUACUUUGAGUAUUUUUUUACUUUUGGCAUAUUUAGUUGAUAUGAAUAGAUUUUACAUGUCUUCUAUCG